Messenger RNA from Tyto alba (common barn owl), 9316 nucleotides. It is a transcript of the gene GPRIN3, whose product is annotated as GPRIN family member 3. The transcript has 2 exons. The record is from RefSeq and is a predicted model, not a curated record. Lineage: Eukaryota; Metazoa; Chordata; Aves; Strigiformes; Tytonidae. Gene Ontology annotation, biological process: neuron projection development. Gene Ontology annotation, cellular component: plasma membrane. Bases 396 to 2810 code for a protein of 804 amino acids.
UGCGAGCGGCCGGGAGGCGCCGGCGCCCGCUCGGUGCGGCUGCCCGGCGGCCCCAGCCUCCCGCCGCCUCUGCGGAGCCGGCACGAAUCGCCUUCCCCCCCCCCGCAGCGGGGAGGGCCACCCCCGCGGAGCCCUCCCCUCCCUCCCUCCCUCCCUCCGCCCUCCUCCCGCCGCCGCACACCCCGAGGAAGGGCUUGUUUUCCUGCCCGGAUGAUGAAUUUCUCCGCAAGGUCAUCCCUGCCCGCGGCGGCGGCGUGCCCGCGGCUCCCCGGGCGCCGCCGCGGAGAUUAGCUUCAUAGGAACCCUGUUGCUGACAGCCUGCCCUGUUGCACCCACGGCUCAGCGAGAAAACUCUGAGGAGAAUCGGAGGGCAAAACACCUCUCGGAGACAGUCCAUGGGGACUGUACCAGAUCCUCUGAGAUCUGCCAAGCUUUCCCUGGUCACAGCUUCUGCGGAGGAGGACCACCUGGGAGACCUGCAGUCUGCUAAGCACCAGCCUCAACGACGCAGCGGAGAGAGGGCCAGCAAUGGCUUCCCGUGCGCGCCAUCGGGCUCUGCUGGGCUUGGCUUGUUCGACCUGAAAUGCCCGGCGGCUGCCAGCGCGCCGAGGUGUGACCAGUGCCGCGAGGACGAUGCUAGCCAGCGGGAAGCCGUUCCUCCUGGGCUCGCUCGUGAAGCUGCGGAGGGGCGGCCUGCAGCCGUAGAGCCCGCUGGUGGCUCCCAGCCGGCGGGCAACCGGGGACCGGCAGCACCGGCCCCCGCUGCAGCAGGAGCCCCCUCGGCGGGGCGGGGGCCGGAGAUGAUGCCAGCCCCCCAGAGCUCCCGGCAGUUUGUGCAAGGCAGCCAGGCGAAAACGAGCUCCCUGAGCCAAACGGAUGACUCUGCCCUGAAACCUCAGGGGACUGAUGAUCAGCCAGCACUUGAGGUGUUAAAUUAUUCUUCCCCAGGCGACCCUAUCAGGGGUAAUGAGUCCUGUGACCCUAUCAGGGGUAAUGAGUCCUGUUGUAGUUCUCAGGCAAACCUUCUGCAAAGAGGGGAAAAGGACAGGGAAGCAGAAAAGACUGGUUCUGCUGCGUGUCAGUCAGCUUCACCAGCGUCUCACACCAAAGCUGACCUGGGGAGAGACCCACAGACCAGUUUGGAGGCAAAAAGUGGGGCUGCAGACACAGCACAGUUGCAUCCCACAGGCAAGACUGAAGUGGUGCAGAGCAGCGAGGCACCAGCCCAGUCUAGCCACGAGAGUCCGCAUCCUGUACGCGACACAGAUGCUGAGCCAGGGAGCCCAGGCCCCAGCCAGCUCUCCAAAUUCCGAGAAACGAGUACAAUGACGGUUCAGCCGGAGAGCAGCUCUUUAACUCAGGAAGCAGUAAGCAGGACAUGUCGAGAUGCUGAGGUUCAGGCCGUGGCUACCAUGGAGAGCAGAUCGGCCUCCACCAGUCCCAGCAUCCUUGCUGCCUUCUUAAAAGGGAAUCCUCCUGCAGAGGAGAAGGAAGAACUGCACGUAAUUUACCAAGGAGGUAUGGGGCUGAGCCACUCUGCACUUACUGACAGUCCAUCCUCACAACAAAAGUCCCCACGUUCUCCUGGUAUCACAUCAAAAUCGACUGUUGUUACGGCUGUGACUGCUUCAGCCCAAACCCAGCCUGUCAGACUUCCCGGGGUCCCACCUGACGUGGUGUCUCCAGCAUCAGCAGAUAAUGCAAAACCCGUUCUCCCCAUCUCCCCUGCAGCCGUUACCUCCCAAGGGACAUCCGUGGGUAAUGCUGAAACAAUCAGUGCGGCCCGUGAUGGCAAGGAUGCUGCACGGCUGCCGAUGGAUGCUCUGGUUCCUCCAAAGCCCAUCCCUGUUGAGCAGCUUGCAGUUGACUCCGUUAAUCAAACUCCAGCACAGUCUGGGUCUGGCACUGGUGAACCAAGCACCACUUCAGCUGCUGCUGUCCCAGGAACUGAGAACAACGUGCAGGAUCUUGUCCAUGACACAGGAAGCAGCUGGUUCCCUGUACUCUGUAGCACAGGCAGUGAAGUCAAGCAGGAGGAGGUCACGGGCAGCUCUGAGCAAAAGAUUGUGCAAAGUAAAGGUGUGAGUGAAGGAGAGACCGGUCCUAAUCAAGCUGUGGUAAAACCAAAGGAUGAGAACUUGGUGGUGCUUGAUCCUAGCGGAGGAAUGAAUGUUACCAGUCAAGCUGCCACUGUCCGCGUAAAGGCAUGCCUGGAGGAUGCAGGUGCGAAGGAGGAGAGCAGAGGCCAGGGAGACACUGGACAGGCUCAGACAGCCGGCGGCCAGAGCCUGCAGGCAGGACUGGCACCCCAGUUGAGUGCAAGUUCUGCACGUCUCAGCCCUCCCUUGGAGGCGUCAGCAGCUCCCCAGCAGCAAGGCCUCCAGGCCAAGGAGUCCAGACAUCAGCUUCACCCAGCAGCUCUUCCUGCUUCAGCUCCGGCCUUGCCAAACCUGGGGGAAAACAAGAAGCAGCCCACCCUGGCCAUGGAGGCAAAAGUGCAGGUGAAGCAGUCCAAACACGUCAGGGAUGUUGUUUGGGAUGAGCAGGGCAUGACGUGGGAAGUUUAUGGUGCUUCCCUCGAUCCAGAAUCCCUGGGAAUUGCCAUCCAGAACCACUUACAGAGACAGAUACGGGAACAUGAGAAACUGAUCCGGGCCCAGAACAGUCAGACCCGGAAAUCCAUUUCCUCGGAUACAUCCUCAAAUAAAAAACUGAAAGGGAGGCAGCACAACGUGUUCCAGUCCAUGCUGCAGAAUUUUAGGCGUCCUAAUUGCUGUGUCCGACCCGCUCCCUCUUCUGUGUUAGACUGACGUGGGUUGCAGGGGUGUGUAGAUACCUGUGGUGGUAGAGAGAAUCCCUCCCCUCAAGUCUCAAGUCCUGCUGUUCAGUUGUGUUACUGGGGUUGUGAUGCAGCAACAGUGGAAAAUUAUUCCCCUUUGUUUUCUGAGUAGCCACGCGCUCCAUCGCACUGUUAUUCUUGCCACAGCUGGUGUAUUUCCACAUUAUACCCCCACCCCCACUACUGUCAGAUGAAAAGCUAGGCACUUAGCAAAAGCACAAAUCUCGAUUGCCACCUCGCUGCGGGAAGAGCAGCACCUUCGGAUAAAGCGAGAAGCAGAGAGAUUGUCAGAAUUACUAUGGGAAGUUAUUUGUGUGCAUUACGAGGUCUUACACAAAGGGAUGAGCUGGGGGAAGCUGGGUGAGGUGAAACUGAGUUCCAACAACUGUAAAGACGGAACGCCAGACAACUUUCCUGGUGUGUAAGUUACCCACGCUGGGCAAAUCUGUGAAAAAGCUGUAGACAUUGAUCACUGAGCAGUCUUGCUUCUGUCGAUCCCGUUCUCAUGUGAGCCCCAGAGAGCCAGGUCUUCCCCUCCCACUGAAGUGGAGAACCAGGCAAAGAGUCGGGAUCAAGGCUGCAGGGAUUAUCUCUUCGGGAGAAGUCAAGUCAGUGGGGUUUUGAUGGCUAGAAGGGGAGGUGAGAGAGGGAUAUAUUCCGCGGGCUUUUUCUCCCCUGCAUCGGCCACGCUUAAGGUGUGAGCAGGGGGCGCACACAGGGCAGGGCGAGGCACGAGGGAGCACCUCGGUGGAUGUACCCGCACCCGACGGCACGGUGCCCGCGCUGGGGCCGCGGCGCUCCAGCCGAGCCUUUCACGAGCAGCGAGCCGCUCGGGCUCCUCAGCCGGCGUGGGUGGCCCCCGCUUCCAGCCCCCCGCAGCAACGAGCACCUCUCCUCUCUGUCACUCUUUAAAAUAUGUGGAUCUUUUUUCUCUCUCUGGAGGUGCACAGUAAUGUUUUCCCACCGGAGCAGGCUGUCCUGUGCAUCUGGGUCCAUGAGCCAACAUGUCUAGUGAGUUACGCUGAUUUUUUUCCUUUUACGUCCUUAGCCAACUCUACUUUUUUUUUUUUCUUUUUUGCACAGUAUUUUGGUGCUUUUCUUGCAGCCUUUCAUAAACCAAAUACCUUUUAUUUAGCCUGUGCGUAUUUGUUUUACCUAAUGCUCUCUAUAUUAUAAACUAUUAUAUUGUUAACUUGAAUCAUUUACUUUACAGAAGUACUGAAAUCUUGAGACAAUCUUUGCUGUAUUUCUAAUGUUAGAAAAGUUGUAGUAACUGCUAAUAAAAGGUAGCUUAGUGACUGUUUCUCCAGAAGUGUGAUACACAAUAAUGUCUCAAAUGUAUGUUGGUCACAUUUCUCACCUUAAUAAUAUUUUCCAACCUGGGAAAUGUGUUUCCCACUAACUUUUUAUUCUGUCCACUAGAGUUCAUGAUGGGAGGCUGGGGAACUCCUACAGUUUGUAGAAAAUUUAGUUUUCAAUCCUGCAAAGCACUGAGGAUUUGGAUAUUGUAAUCUUGCAGAGUACUAGAGUUAAAUAGGGGUUAUUUUUAUUCCAUUAAAGAUUUUUAAUGAAUCAUGAUGAUAAUUUAUUUCUGUCUCUAGUACCACUCACCUGACUUACUGUAGAUCUUACUCUUACAACUUACUCUGUAAAUCUUACAGGUUUACAUAGCGUAAAUGAGUAUUAAUAUCUUUUUUUCCUUUUUUUUUUUUUUUUUUCCUGUGAAGCAGACCUGAGGUGGUCCCCUUUUAUUUAGGAGGCCAGACUUUUUGAGUAUAUCAACUGCCAACCCUUCGAAGCAGCUGUUUUGGGGCAAUUUUUCCCCAGCAGAAAGAUAAAAUACAGUAUUUCAACCCAGUUCAAUGAUAGGUGUUGCCCCUAGGCAGAGUACUGAACUGACUGCUAGUUUUCCUCUGGUAUAUAUUGGGGGGGCUUUAUGGCACGUCCCUGUUGCAUUCCUGUACAUCAUUUCAAGUCCUCUCCCACUUGAUGCUGAACUGCUAAUUCUGAAAUACCACCUCUGUCUACCAGGAGGAAGGUCUCCUACCUUUUUUCUGUUAGUACUACUGUUUCCAUCCCCCUGCUAGCAGUGUCCGAGAUGUGCGUUUCAUGUGAAAUUUCGUGUGGGAUUAAUACUGGCAGUAUCGCUAGGUCAGGUUAGUUGACAAGUUCGGUGUCUCUUCCCACGUUGUGUCCGUGUCAGCCCUGAAGAGGUUUCCCCGAGUUGACUGCAGUGUUUGCUGUGUCCUGUCCAGGUCCAAGGCUUUGCGGUGCUCCUUCGGCCCCCUCCCUCCCUCCCCAGCCUGUCUCCCUGCGAAACAGUGUCCCUUGGCUCAGCUUGCAUCCCUCUCUCCACUGUCCCCCUCGCUGUAGUGUUGUGAGACAGCUUACUCUGAACUGUCCCUUUACAAAUAUGCUCAGUCUGAAUAUAUAAAUGGAUUGUCAUAUUUUUUUCCAGGGGAGAAUAAAUGGCUGUCGCGCAUUCACCAAUUUCCAUGAACUUUAUCCUUUAGCUUAAGCUCCCCAAAAUAUUUCUAGCGUAUGGGUAUGAGUUGCUUUACUGAGAGGAAACUGGGCUUGGCAAUGAACGUGCAGGGUGCUGGGCCAGCACUGGAAUUAACUCUUCUUCAUGAGGAGUGGGAGAUCUCUCCAGGUUCCCUGCAGCUGCUUUCAGCUGUGAAUCUCCACCAGUCGUUCCACCCACACCUCCCUCCCCACCCCAAACAACCUUUCUUCCAGGAAAAUUUCAUCAAUACAUACAAACCCCAAAACACUGGCGGGUAAGUUACUAAGUGGAUGCAUCUGAACAACUGCAUGGGCAUAACUGGAAAAAAACAUAGUGGUCAGCAGAGCACUGUGCUUUUGUAUUCUGGGAAAAUAUGAGUGUAAAGACAAAUUUAGCGCUGCUUGGUGGGCACAGAAGUCCUGCAGGUGUGUGUUUGAAGCCAAGCAAUAACAUGCCAAAAAACAACACAAAAACGAGUCAAUAAUCACCAGCACAUCUCAUGGAAAAUAUUUUAGGUUUUCACUUUGCCUAGGGCAGACUGUAGGCAACCUGCUAGUUUAAUACUGGUAAUAUAUGCUUUCUCCUGCAUACAGUGUCUAGAUGAUGAUGUGAAUCCUUGUACAGAUGAUGCAUCUUUCACCAGCAGCGAAACAGAACCAUGUUUUGGGUAGCAGUUAGCAAAUAUUAUGCGUGCGGGUGGUCUUGUAGCAGCCAAGAAAGACUGUUCUUGGUGUCACGUUAGCGUUGAAAAUGAAAGUGUGCCUGGAGUAGGGGUAUGACAGAGGGUAGGGGGAGAUGACCUGUGUGCCACCAGCCCACUCUUUUUUCUCUGACCAGUGACUCAGAAUCACAUUGCACUGGUGGAAUGGUUAAGAACCAAGGAAACCCAUUUGAGCUAAUAAAAAGAGGGUUCAAAACAGAAAGCACUUUGUCAUUCCCAAGAGUAAACCUGUAUUUAAAAACAAAAAAAAAAAACAAAAAAAAAAAACAAAAAACAACAUGAAACAAAGAGUAAAAGACCUGUGUUGCAGCCUAGCCAGUUGAAGUAACUCUUGAAUUCAGUUUAUUGCAAGAUGAGAAAGUCUGGGGAACAAGCUAAUCAUCAGGAAACUUCCCUGUUGAUUGCAUCUUCUGGCCAGAACCAUUAAUAAAAGCAGUGAAUGCAAAUGGAAGAGUUACUUCUAGUUUCACUUCAGAAGCUUUCCACUAGGAAAGAUGAGAAUAAGCAUGUUUCAAUGUUGCCAAUACAACGCCUGAGUUGAAGGAGAAUCUUGUUGCGGGCAAUUUGCAAUAUAGUCCCGGGUUUCUUGUGAGCCUGUGCCAUCCACCACAGUCUGUGUGUGCUUGGUUGGUGCCUGCCACCUUUGUGUUGCCUUGGGCACAAGUGCUGAAGUCCUGCCUUGUUUCUGCUGACCUGAUUUGCAAAAAAGAGUGGGGAAAGAGAUGGAGGGACAGGGAAGAGAAUAUCUGUCUUCUCCAUCUCAGAGAAAGAAAACCUUCUUUUGAAUAUACAAGAGGGAACUGCUGAGAAACAUGGGGAGGGAGGGACCAAAAGAGACGUAAAACAAAGUUGAUGUAGGUGCUUCACAAGGAAUUCCUAUUUCUGCAAGGCCAGUGUUUUGCUUAAGUUUUGCCCAUUUGUUCAUUCUGAGCUUACACAUUUUGCAUAUUGUUGGUGUACCAUGACUUUUGGGAAAAUGAACAUUUUCAAAGGCUGUAUAUUUUACUCAUAUGUAUAGAUACAUCCAAAUACAAUUCAACAAAACCACUAGGCAAGCAACCUCAGUUUAUUAUUGCUACUAUGAUGUAAGAGCUUGUAAAAUGCAGUUUGGAGAAUUAUAUUCAAGGGAUUCAGAAAAGGUGAACAUAUGCUCUAAAAAUAAUAUUAGCUUUUAUCUUGAAUUUCAUGACUAUGUUGAAAUAUUAAAGUUAGCAGUGUUGAAGUUGAUGGAAAAUUCAAGUUGGCUGCCACUGGUUUUCAGUUUGGAAACUUGAUGGAAUUGUUUAGUGUUUCAUUACUUAGUUCAGUGUAUGCAACGUUUGUAUGAAAGUACAAAUUUUAUUAGCUUAUUGACUCCAUUGUCUUUUUCUGUGUCUACCCUUCUACACCUUUUGAAAAUUAAUGCAAAAGGUUACCAAGACAGAGUCUUUCACACCCAGUUUAUGGAAAUGGCUGCUCUGAAUGAGAGACAACUGAUUGACAGGCUCUUUGGUCUUAGAAAGUUAAAGGCUAUGUCCUGAAGGAAUCUUUUUUUUUUUCUUUCCUUUCCUUUUCCCCCCAGCUUUUGUAACGUCUUAACCUCUGCCAGUUUAUUUUUUGGUGACUCUGUGAUGCCUGUGUGUGCGGUUAGUAUUUUCAGUCAUCCCAAAGAUACACACAUAGAUUCUUAUUCAAAUGCUGCAUACUACCAAGUAUCUCUGGAGUCACUAGAAGCUGCAGUGGUUCGUGUGCCUGAAGGUCAGGUCCCAUACACUGAAAUGACUGCAGUAUUUUCUUAGGGGCCUAAAUUAUCCCACUUGAGUCAGUGUAGAUGUUUAAAAGAAAGAAUGAACUAUUACAGCUGGAUUGAGCAAAACUGAAAUCAAUAUAAUCAGGUUUUUUUAAAACUUUGAGAUUUAUUGGCUAUUUAUGCUUUGUGCUUUUCUGAGCAGCUCUUCCUUCCUGGAGUUUAUAAUGUGGAUGUUGCAUCAAAUCCUGGCAAGGCAGAUUUUGCAGUGUGAAACAUCUUUCACCAUUCAGGCUUCUUUAAAGAAGAAAAUGCUGUUAUUACUGAUCCCAGUCACACAGAGAGGAAAUAUUCUUUCCUCUAGGAAAACGUUUGCUGUAGGUAAGCUUGUGUGUGUGUGUGUCCAUGUUUAAAAGGGGUGUCCAUGUGUGCAGAUGUCAUGUAUUACUCAUUCUCUGAGACAAUUUUUUCCCUCUGCCCUUCUGAUUGAAUGCUGGAUGCUUAUCAUUUUCCACAAUUUUGAGGCAAGUUUAGAUCACUCUUCAAUACAGAAACAAGGAUUUUCUCCUUAUCUGGUCUCAAAAAAUUCCCACAACUGUAUCUAAAAAAACUACCAGUUGGCCAACCUCCAUGUCUAGACUGUCAGCAGAAAGUGCAGUGGCUGGGGUGUACAGAGAUGCACACUGGCUUCUGAGCUUUGUGGAAAUCCACACUUUUAUGUACAAACUGGUUUCUGCACAGAGACUAUGGGUGAUAGCAAGCAUCUGGGCUCAUUAGGAGCAGAAUCACGUCAACCGAGUCCCAUUUGAAAUACUAGACCUUGAGUUUUUGUUAGCUUUCUGCUUAGACUGAUGUUCUCUGGAAUAGAAAUAAAUUACAAUUCUGCCAGCAAAGUCUCCAGCAGUUGUCUGCUGCAGAAUACAAGUCUCUCAGAUGCUUCUCAGCAGCUCUGCUACAACAGGUAACCCUUCUGCUGGAGGGUCCUCCUGACAACACUUCCCUUAGCCGAAUUCAUAAUCAGUAGUUUCAAGUGUGUCAAAUGCAAGUUUAGACACUGCCCUGAGGAGUUUCAGUAAAAUGGAAGAGAAAGCUCCAUGCGUUCAUGGUGCAUAAAAUCACAUCUGAAGCCUGAAGUUAGGGGGUCAGUUGCACACUGAGAGCAUUGGGAGUUUCUAUCCAGAAUUAAAGGGAGAGAGGGUAGGUGAGCUUUGAAUUCCUGGCUGCUGCAAGCACCACAAAAAUCACGGCCAUGAAUCAGUCAACAACAGAAGAAAACCAACUUGGGGGCUUCUAAUGACAACUAAUAUUAUUGUGGCUUUAUUUUUAUAGUUACACUGACUGAACAUGAUGUACUGUAUGAAGUAAAGCUAGUAUUAGGCUUCCAGGUGUACUGUGGCAUUCAUUCAAGACAUACCAACAGAAGUUUGCAUGUGAAGAAGUCUUACAGUGAUAGGAAUUUAAUGUUUUGCUGUUUUCCAUCUCCUGAUUUCCAUUCUGAGUACAAUAAAAUGAACACUGUCUUAA